GGUUUGCCCUAGUAACAGGCUGACUGUUGCUUAACAACUCGCACCUGUAUAUGUUUAUGUAUAUAUGUGUGUCUGUGCGAUGAGACUUCUUUCAGUACAGCCUUAUCACUUGGGACUUCGGAAGUAACUUGGUUUGUGAGUUCUAGUCAAAUGAAUUAAAUAAAGAGAUUGAGUACUUCCCUGAUCAGAAUAUAAUGGCUGAGAUGGUAGUUUGAUCUUCGAUUGCUGUUGUUGUCAUUAACAGCCUUAGCUGUUACUGGUGUUUUGCAUCCUCAAGAAAUGUCGACAUCCAAACGUAGUACAACAACUUCAGAAAGUGAUUUGCAGGUGUUGAAAACCUUGUUUGAUGUUGUUAAUGCAUCCGAGAUAAACUUACAGGAUUUCAAUGAAGAGGCAAACACAAGAGAAAUCAUAGAAAGUCACACCACUUCCAGACAUUUUUCAUUAGAAGCACAUGCAUUAGAACAGUUUAGCCGUAGAUACAAGAAUUGUAGGAACUUCAGCCAUCUUUCUAAAUAUAUCGACACAAUAUUUUCAUGUCUUGUGAAGAACCGUUUAUGCAGUUGGAAAUGGAAGCAACUUAUUCCUUCAGACAACCUUCUGCGUCUGUUAGUUUCAUUACGUAUUAUAAUGAGGGACAAAACCUACCGAACUCUGUUUUUUGACUUAAAUGGAAUCAAAAGUUCAGCUGAGAUUCUGAAAGAAAAUGUUAAUCGUUAUCUGCAAUAUGGAGAAACUCCUUAUGUUCGAGAAAUCUUAAAAGAAGUUACUAAUAUAUUCCAUAAAUUAUCUACCUGUGCAGAUCAAAGAAAAUGGCUCCUUACAGCUGAUGUAUAUCAGUCUUUGGUUUUGCUGAUUUCGUUUCCUGAUCUUCUCCUGGUCCAUUGUUCCCUGCAUUGCCUGAUAACAUUGACCAAAAGUCCAGAAGCUUGCAAACUUGUUGGACACCUUAAUGUUGUUGAGAUUUUACUAAAGAUUAUCCAAGAAUAUGAUGACACAUCUAAAAAAUUAGCCUCUACUCUCCUACGUACACUUCUGUGUGAUGAUCAACAGAGCAGGGAAUUAGUCAAGAAUUAUGAAGGAAUACCUGUUUUGCUCAGUCAGUUACAUAACAGCAACAUGGAACUACAGUGGCAAGUGAUUUGGUGUUUGGUCAAUCUUAGUGAGGAUGCUAAUGCUAGACAUGAAAUCAAACAAAUGGGAGGAAUACCACUCCUGCUCUCACUUCUGCAGGAGAAGAUUACAGAGACACCAAGUUUAGAAAAUGGCACAUCUGGGAAGGAGGCGGAGAUUCAGGACUUAAAUACAUUUGAAUUGAGCUGUUCACUAAAAUCAGCCUGUUGUGCAGCUUUGACGGAGUUGGUGCUUGAUGAUACCAAUGCGCAUCAAAUAGUAUUGGCCAAUGGAAUCUACAUAUUGGGUCAGCUGAUCUUGCCUCGGCCAAUGAAUGAUAGAAGGAAGGAUUUGGCUAUUGGUAUACUACAGAAAAAUUCCUUUCGAACUCUACGCUUCCUCUUCAGUGUGGAGAGGAACCGACGUCUGUUUAAGCGUUUGUUACCUGCAGAGCUCUACGAGAUGUUUAUUGAUGUUGGUCACUACAAUAAGAAACUGGACAACUAUGAGUUCCUUGGGAAAAAGAUAAACAACCUACCUCCUGAAACCAUUGCAGACAUCAAAACCAACUUACAAGAAACUGACCAGAACAAAAAACCCAACUAUUACAUUGGCGAUUAUGCUGUGUUUGAACUCCUGGGCAGUGGUGGUUUUGGUUCAGUAUAUAAGGUGAAAAAAGCCACUGGUCAGUCGUUUUUGGCCCUGAAAGAAAUAAAUUUACAGAAUCCAGUUUUUGGUAAGAAUGAGACAGAAAGAUCCAAUAGUAUUGGUAAAAUGAUAAGUGAACUGAACAUUAUCAGAGAACAACUUCGACACCAAAAUAUUGUACGGUAUUACAAGACGUUUCAGUUGGGUCAGAAGUUAUACAUUGUCAUGGAACUCAUUGAUGGUGCCCCACUAAAGGAACAUUUUAACUCAUUGAAAGAGAAAAGAUGUCUGUUUGAAGAAUCAAGAAUCUGGAACAUAUUGAUCCAAAUGCUACUUGCAUUACGAUAUUUGCAUAAAGAGAAGGGAAUUGUUCAUCGAGACUUAACCCCCAACAACAUUAUGAUUGGUGAACAGGACCGUGUUACUGUCACUGACUUUGGUCUUGCUAAGCACAACCAAGGGAAACAAAGAGAGAUGACCUCUGUUGUUGGCACAAUCCUUUAUUCAUGCCCUGAAGUUAUCAAAAAUGAUCCUUAUGGUGAGAAGACUGAUAUCUGGGCUCUGGGGUGUAUUGUCUAUGAAAUGUGUACUUUACAACCACCAUUUUUCUCCACAAAUAUGUUGACCCUUGCCAAAAAGAUUGUAGAAGCAGACUACAAACCAGUUCCUGAGAAACUGUACUCAGCACAGUUGUUACAAGUGAUCUCAAGUUGCCUCUCGGUGAAACCCGAAGAUCGACCAGAUGUAUACCAACUGACAGCACUAAUAUCAGACAAAAUGCUCCUUCACAUCGACUGCCUUCAGCUUCGUGAGAACAGCUUGAAGAGAAAACUGGAAAAGGAACGUUCUCGGACGCAGAAAUACUUCUUUGAAGCUGUCAGCAAUAAACAGAAUUACCAGAAGCUAUUUGUUGCCUCUCAAGAACACUUGAACCAUUUCAGUGACCCUUCUUCCAGUUCUCGGGAAGAAAAGGAAGGUGAUUACGAUUAUUCUGUGGAGCUCGACUAUAACGACAAUAAAGGUAACAGCAAAAAGGAACCAUUUUCAUUUGACAACGUCACAGAAACAGAAGAUCAAGAUACUUGGACCAGCGAAGAAGAGCUGUACUUGAGUUACCAUGGCAACUCUUCAGCUCUGAAGAAGCCGACCACUGAUGAUAUCAGUGAGGCAGAGAUGGAUUCUUGUAAUGGAAUUGAUGCUGUCAGCUUCAGUUCUUCGUCGUCUGCAUCUGUAGACGCAGCUCAAACACCAGAUAGUAUUACGGUGGUGUGCGUUACAGAGGACAAUACUAGAAGAAGCUGUGAUGACGACAACGUUGGCAAUACUCCCCACCACCCCUCUACCCUGGCCCCCAUUGUACAGAGGGGUCCUGAGAAACACCAACAGACCGAUAAACCAGCCCAGCUUUCAUUGGUUAUUCCAAACACAGACACCACCACAGGUUAUUGUUCCCCAAAUGGAUUAGUUCCAACUUCCUGUUCAUCUGCAGAGAAUGGACAUUUCGGUGUUUUGAAACUUGAUGAUUCCAGGAAUAACCAAAAUUAUUCUCGUUCCUCCCCAAACAAUCUUCGAGUACAACGUCCUUCUAACAGUUACUCAGUUUCAACCUCAACUGCAACCGUCACAAUUUCUCCAUCUCGGGUUCGGCAGAUCAGUGAUCCAAUACUGCAGAUGUUACAUCCAUUGCACAAGAUUAUCUACAUCACACAGCUUCCACCACCUCUACAACCAAAUGGAAGGCGUCGGAUCAUUGAACAGUUUAAAAGAGCUCUCUUUUCUCCACAAAGUACAUCUGAUAGUCUGAAGAAGGAGCUUAAUAAGCUACUGACUGGUUCCCAAGAGGUUAUUGAUCUGGCGUAUGGACUCGGUGACAGUGGCUUCCAAAGACCCAGCUGUUUAACACUUUUAGAACCAGCUAACAUGGAUGAUAAUGAUCCAAACAACAUGUCAGGUAAUUCUGACCUACUG
Octopus bimaculoides (California two-spot octopus) is the source of this 3729-nucleotide messenger RNA. Its product is annotated as serine/threonine-protein kinase Nek10. NCBI's taxonomy places the organism in Eukaryota, Metazoa, Mollusca, Cephalopoda, Octopoda, Octopodidae. The record is from RefSeq and is a predicted model, not a curated record. Gene Ontology annotation, biological process: protein phosphorylation; positive regulation of MAP kinase activity; regulation of cell cycle G2/M phase transition. Gene Ontology annotation, molecular function: protein serine/threonine kinase activity; ATP binding; protein binding.